UUAGGAAACCUUUCGUGGAACACCACGGAUGAUCUCCUCCACCAGGCUUUCUCUGCCUACGGCCAGGUUACCGACUGUAUCGUCAUGAAGGACCGUGAGACUGGUCGUUCGCGUGGUUUCGGUUUCGUCACCUACGGUUCCCAGCCCGAGGCUGAGGCCGCGAUCGCCUCGAUGAACGAGCAGGAGCUUGACGGUCGUCGCGUCCGUGUCAACCUCGCCAACGCUCGCCCUGCUGGCGGUGCCGGUGGUGGGGGUGGCUACGGUGGUGGCGGUGGUGGCUAC
Messenger RNA from Dioszegia hungarica, 282 nucleotides. RefSeq lists its product as uncharacterized. Gene Ontology annotation, molecular function: RNA binding. The transcript is spliced from 4 exons. NCBI's taxonomy places the organism in Eukaryota, Fungi, Basidiomycota, Tremellomycetes, Tremellales, Bulleribasidiaceae. The annotation marks the transcript as partial. The record is from RefSeq and is a predicted model, not a curated record.